Messenger RNA from Cladophialophora immunda, 1017 nucleotides. RefSeq lists its product as uncharacterized. The transcript has 4 exons. The coding region runs from base 1 to 1017 and encodes 338 amino acids. Lineage: Eukaryota; Fungi; Ascomycota; Eurotiomycetes; Chaetothyriales; Herpotrichiellaceae. The record is from RefSeq and is a predicted model, not a curated record.
AUGGGACUCGAACGUGGGAUGCAAGCUGUGGUGACAGCUGCUGUAUUCAACGCACUCGCUUUUGUCUUUAUUGUGCUUCGGUGCAUUUCUCGGUUUAUGGUCAUCCACCAGGCUGGGCCUGAAGACUAUUUGAUCAUAUUCGCUUUGGUACUUUCUGUUGGUCUCACCGUGACGAUUGCGCUUCAAAAGGACCAUGGCUUGGGUCGUCAUGCGGACACGGUCAGCGAAGAGGACAACGAGACGCUUUCAAAGCUGCUGUAUGCCAGUAUCAUAGUCUACAACCUAGGACUGUUCCUAGUCAAAGACUCAAUCCUCUACCAGUACUUAAGAUUCUUCGUUGAGAGACGUUACCGUCUGGCUGCAUGGAUCCUCAUUGUCUUCAUCUGUGUCGCCGGAGUCACCUUCAUUUUGACUUCUUGUUUCUCCUGCUGGCCCGUCGCAUACUAUUGGGACAAGAGCAUCAAAGGCGGCCACUGCGUUGAUCUCAUGGCAUUCUGGUUCAGCUUUUCCGGCUUCAACAUCGUCACCGACCUGGCAGUCUGGGUGUUGCCGAUGCCUGUUCUGAAGAGUCUGCAACUUCCUAGGAAACAGAAGAUCAGCUUAAUCGCCGUGUUUGCUUUGGGUGGUUUCGGAUGCAUCACCGCCAUUCUCCGUCUUCACGCACUCUACAUCGCCAGCAUAUCGACCGAUCUCACCUACGACAAUGUCGGUGCUGCGACCUGGUCAGCUGCCGAACUCAACGUGGGCAUCAUGUGCGCCUGUAUCCCCGCCAUGAGACCCGUCAUCAGCUUGAUAUUCCCGCGCCUCCUUUCCUCCUCGCGCCGCGACCAGCAGUCCAACCCGUAUCCCCGCGGAGCAUCAUACAUGCGGAACGACAGCGUCGUGGAACUGUCGCAGGUGGUCAAAGCGCAUAGCGAGGUGAGCCGAGACGACACGGUCAGCUUCGACCAUGGACAUGAACCGAAUGCGAUCCGCAUCAAAAAUGAGUGGUCUAUCAGUGAGCGCGAGCGUGUCUGA